Messenger RNA from Amphibalanus amphitrite, 734 nucleotides. RefSeq lists its product as uncharacterized. Gene Ontology annotation, biological process: DNA integration. The transcript has 3 exons. Gene Ontology annotation, molecular function: nucleic acid binding. The coding region runs from base 33 to 734 and encodes 233 amino acids. Lineage: Eukaryota; Metazoa; Arthropoda; Thecostraca; Balanomorpha; Balanidae. The record is from RefSeq and is a predicted model, not a curated record.
CGGCAAAGCAGACCAUUCGAUCUGUUCAAACAAUGUUCUGCUUCACAGGCGUACCUGACAUCUGGUACUCCGACAACGGCCCGCAAUUCGCAUCGCGAGUCUUCCGCGAGUUCCUGCGCGACUGGGGAGUCGAGCAUCGGACCUCCUCCCCCGGCUACCCCCAGUCCAACGGGAUCGCCGAAGCUGCCGUUAAAACCACCAAGCGGCUCAUCCGGCGGUGCUGGGAUCAGCGCUCCGCGUCCAUCGACCCGGACAAGUGGACCCGCGCGAUCCUUCAGUACCGCAACACGCCUACUGCUGGAGGACGAUCGCCAGCUCAAGUCCUCUUCGGACGCCCUGUACAAGAUGCCCUUCCCGCGCACAGACGAGCGUUCGCGGCUGAGUGGCAGCGCGCCGCCGAGAUCACCGAGACGGCCGCCGCCAAGCGACAGGAGAAGGUGGAGGGGAGGUACAACGCUUACGCGAAGGAUCUGCCCAACCUCAGCGUGGGAAACCAGGUGGCUGUGCAGAACCAGGUGGACAGGAGGUGGACGGCCUACGGCGUCAUCGUUCGUGUCUGCCCGAACCGCAAGUACCUGAUCCGUCUUCUCAGCAGAAGAGUCGUUUGUCGGAACCGACGACACAUCCGCAGGCGCUACCCGCACGUCACGCCGUCCGACUUCCCGAAGGCGGACUCAGGAUCCGAGACCACUGUGCCGUCGCGCUCCGGCACGCCCACACGACACAGCUUAUAG